Molecule: messenger RNA, 1801 nt
Organism: Sardina pilchardus (European sardine)
Lineage: Eukaryota; Metazoa; Chordata; Actinopteri; Clupeiformes; Clupeidae
Gene: ska1
Product: spindle and kinetochore associated complex subunit 1
Exons: 7
Coding region: 111-857 (248 amino acids)
Biological process (GO): cell division; regulation of microtubule polymerization or depolymerization; chromosome segregation
Cellular component (GO): spindle microtubule; mitotic spindle; outer kinetochore
Molecular function (GO): microtubule binding
Source: RefSeq, a predicted model, not a curated record
CCACCCACAAAGGAUUUGAGAUUUGAACGUUGACGCGGGAUACAGCUGUAACUGUUUACAAGUUGAAUUAGCCUACUUAGAGGAGACUGUCUGCUGUUUAUACAAAAAUCAUGCACCACUGUGAGCUUGAGGAGCUAACGGAUCACAUCAACAGCAGAAUCUCAAAGGUUAAAAACCUCAUGCACUUACGAGCUAUUGGAAAUGAUCCAGAGAAACAGAAGAUUUUUCGUAAGAUUGCAGAGGAGGUCAGUGGAAUGACAAAGCUCUUGGAUCAGUUUGAGAAGUGUGUCGCUGAUGAGAGAGAUUCACUAAAACAAUUGGAGGAACUGAAUGAGCUGGUUGAAGAGGAUUUGCAGAAUGCAGUUCACAUGGCAGAGAACAUCCCCAGUCACAUGCCAGUUCCUACAUCUGCUGUCAACGAAGUGUUGCCUGUUCAAAAUGAAAACGAGCCACCAUCAAAGGAUCAGGCCAAGAAGUCUCGCAAACAGAUUAAGGAGAUGGAAUUCAUAACUGUACACGAGUUUGACACGAUACCACCGUACAUGAAAGGUCGAGUGACAUACGACGUGCUGAACUCUGCGGUGCGGAGCAUUAACAAGACUGUGACCGAGAAGUACAAGAUCCUCCAGCAGCCCCUGAGGACACUGAACAACACGUCACGCAAGCUCUACGAUCGCUUCAAGGAGAAUGAGACUGGGGAGACCAGAGGACAUUUCUUCGUGGUGGAGGCAGACCUGCGUGAACUUGCCCAGGUGACGGUGGACAAGCGCUUCCUGAAUCUGCUGAGCAUGCUGCGCCACUGCCAGCGUCUCAAGGAGAUGAGAGGAGGCGGGCUGACCCGCUACCAGCUGCUCUGAGCUCUCCUCUGGGUCAGUGGCCUCCACCUUCAUCCAGCUUCCAAUGAAACGACCAUCUCCAAACACAGAUUUCUCCUUUUUCUCAACCUCCAGUCAGCAACUACUAGCCUCUAGCUUCUUUCAGGAAACCAUACCUAAUCUCCACACAGACUGCUCUUUUCUGCAAACACUCUGGGACUCGUUCAGAAAGAGUGGGUCUCACAUAGGGUCACAUACAGUAUUUCUCCAAUCAGGUUACUGCCUAUUUUGCAUAGCUCCUUGAAGCAGAUAAAAUAAGAAAUAAGAAGUAUAAUUACACAGUUAGAAAACACUGGUUGGUUUUCUUAACCUUUUUUCUGAAGUAAAUAGGUCAAUUGAAAAAGUCAGUGAUACUCAUCUCCCUACGGUAGGCACCUCGUUCUUGAUCAUCUUGAGUUAGACCUCUUGCACCUGUUCUGAGUGUCUUUGUGAUAGAUUUUAGGGCUGUACUACCAACUGAGGGAGGCUACUGGCUUAUCCAGGUAACUUCAGGAGUAACUGCUGAUCUCAAAAGAACAAGUCACUUUUGAAACAAUACUGUUCUUACAGAGAUCAGCGGUGUCUCCCAGAGUCACCUGGAUAAACUAGUAACCUCACUGUGUAAUAUCUGCAUGAUAACCUACAGUAAGACCAAGUGAAGGACUGGCUGCUACUCCACUAGUGUUGCAAGAUAAGAGACAGUUAAUGGCACUCACCCGAGUUGUGCUGGUCAGGUCUGCUGAUGUAUUAGGUUGUAGCCAUUUAAAAACAUAUUGUAAAUAAAGAUGAUAUCGCUUGCUGUUAUGUUUUCAGUGAUCAUUCAAUGACUAUUUACUAGUGGUGCAACGGAUCAUCAUUGAUCCGUGAUCCGUUCGGAUCAAUAUCUUCGGUUCGGCACACACAUGAUCCGCGGAUUGAUUUAUUAAAAACUUUUUUAAUAAUGAUAA